UAGGUAGAAGAACAUGGCCGCCAUGUUUCGAAAAUCAAAACGUAAUUUUAGAAAAAAAAACCUGGAAUUAAACGAAGAGGAAGAUGAUGCAAACGAGAACGAAUCGACAGAGAACAUUAAUGCAAUUACUACUGGAAAAUUGGCUGAAAAAGUGAAGAGUAAAGCAAAGAUUGAGAAGGUUGCUUCGACAAGUUCUCUGUUGAGUUUCGACCACGAUGAUGAGGAAGAAGUUUUUCAAGUUCGUAAAUCAAAGGAAAGUCGGAAGCUGAGCAAAAAGGCAAAGUCAAAGAAGGAAAAACAAAAGGACAAAGGUAGAGAAGGCGAGAAUGUUGAUGGUCAAAGUAGGCUAGAGUCUCCAGAAAAUGACAACAUUGCUGACAUAAAGCUUGCAGCUCUACGGGCUGAGCUAAAUCAGAUGUCAAAACUAGACGAAGAUGAAGAUGAUGAUGGUGAAGAAAGUGAUAAUUCUCAAGAGAAUAAAGAAGCAAGUUCAAAUUCACUAGCUGCAGUCAGGCAGCAUCAGUUUAAUAUACCAGACGCUGCAACCAUACAUGCCUUGAAGAAGAAGAGAGAAAUGGCAAGACAGUCUGGUACAGGACAAGACUUUAUUCCCUUAGACGACACUAAAAGGUUUUCUGGUCGGUUUGAUUCAGCUUCACGUCUGGUGCGGGAAGAUGAAAAUGAUGCAAGUGAUGAUGAGGAUGGGCCUAUCAGUUUUAAUGCUGUUAAGACCCAAGAUAAUAACUUUUACAUGAAGGAUGAGGAUAAUGAGAAUGAGGAGGGGGAAGACGAAGAAGAUGAAGAAACAAAGAGAUGGGAAAAUGAACAGAUCCGUAAAGGAGUGUCUGCAUCUCAGGCCCAGCAAGAUAAAGAGCCGCAAAGUUAUGGAGUACAGAAUCUUUCAAUUUCUCAAGAGAGUUACCAAAAAAGCUCUUUGUUCAACCAAAAUGUGUAUCCUUAUGGAGGUGAAUAUGGCCAGGAAUCCACCCAACAGAAAUACAAUGGUUCGCAUCUUCCUGGACAAAUUAGGUCAUCAAAGUCACAAGUCGUUACCAUGGAAACAGUCUGGGAUGCAAUGAACAAGCGACUAGAAUCCUUAAAUGAGGUUCAUCGUGGGCACUGCAUGGAGCAAGAUAAGAUCACAGAACACCAAAGGGUGUCAGAAGAAAGUAUUGAGAAUCUUAUACGGCGAGGUGUAGAGGCGGAGCGGCAGUAUGGGUUUUACCAAGAGAUGAGGGGGUAUGUCAGGGACUUGAUAGAAUGCCUUAAUGAAAAGGCUACAGCUAUAGACGCAGCAGAAAGAUCUAUGAGUGACCUACUAAAGCAAAGAGCACAGCGUCUUGUGGAAAGACGACAAGAAGAUGUUAAAGAUCAGGCUGAUGAAUUUCUUUCCUUACAAUCUGGAAAACAAAAUCAGAAUGUCAAACCAAUAAUAGAUGAGUUUGGCAGAGACAUGACCAUGUAUGUGGAAGAACGCAAGAAACGAAGGGCGGCAGAUAGAGAAGGAAGAAGAAUGAGAAGGCGAAGAAAUAGAGAAAUAACUGGUUCUAAUACUGCACAUCAUGAGGGAAUGUCUACUGAUGAAGAAGAAACGGAAACAGAUUCACGGCAGCUGAAGUCUGAAUCGGAGAGAAUCAUUCAAGAAUCAAGAACAUUAUUUGAAGACGUCAUAGAGGAUUUUAGCUCCAUCGAAAAAGUCAAAUCAAAGUUUGAGAAAUGGAAAAAUGUGUGCGAAGAUAGCUACAAAAAUGCGUACAUUUCCCUAUGUCUUCCAAAACUCUUCACCAUGUUUGUGCGUUUGGAACUCCUUGGAUGGAAUCCAUUGAACGAAGAUGCUUUGGACAUAGAGCAAAURUCUUGGUAUAAUUCUCUUAUUGGAUUUGGUUUCCAUGAACAUGAAGAUAUCGACCCUAAAGACGAUGACAUCAAGAUAAUACCUAGCAUAAUAGAGAAGGCAGUUCUUACUAAAUUAACAGGAUUAGUUCAACAUGUUUGGGAUCCCUUGUCAAGUAAGCAAACAGAGAGACUCAUUCAACUUCUAAAAAAUCUUUCCGAUGACUUCCCUACAGUCCAGGCAGACAACAAAACCACCCAGCAACUGUUCAGUGCCAUUGUAACUCGUUUGAAAAAAGCAGUCAAUGAAGAUGUAUAUGUACCUCUUUAUCCAAAACAAUUAUUAGAAAACAAAAGUUCUGGUGUACUAGAGUUUUUCCAAAGGCAGUACUGGUCUUGCUAUAAGCUAUUUUGUAAUAUCUUAUUAUGGGAUGGCCUGUUAUCUUCCGGAGCAAUACAACAGUUAGCACUGGAUGGAUUACUGAAUCGAUACCUCAUCUUGGGCCUACAACAUUCUACACUAUAUUACGACAGUCUAGAAAAAUGCAAAAUGAUCACCAACACCAUCCCCAGACCUUGGUUGACCUUACUCACAGAUUCUACUUUGCCCACCCUAGAGACCUUUGCGCGGUUUCUUGUCAACUUGGCGUCCUGUUUACAGAGGUCGAGCGCUGGCUGCUCGGACUCUGAAAAGAAAAAAGCUCGGAGUGGAUGUAAGAAAAUCGUCCAACAUUUAAAUUCACUCAAAGCAAAAGCCAAGGCAAAGGCAGUAGCCGCUGAACAUGCUUUAGGCGAAGUUGGUGGACCCUAACGUGAUCAAACUCAAGAAAAUGGGUUUCUGUGUAGUAUAAUUAUUAUGUUUUUUCGUUCACAGAACAUCAGAUAUGACGUGUAAUAUAAAAUGUAAUAAAUUGAAGUAAGGAGUAAUAUAGUAACGAAAGAA
Molecule: messenger RNA, 2776 nt
Organism: Actinia tenebrosa (Australian red waratah sea anemone)
Lineage: Eukaryota; Metazoa; Cnidaria; Anthozoa; Actiniaria; Actiniidae
Product: PAX3- and PAX7-binding protein 1
Biological process (GO): spliceosomal complex disassembly; mRNA splicing, via spliceosome
Cellular component (GO): U2-type post-mRNA release spliceosomal complex; nucleus
Molecular function (GO): DNA binding
Source: RefSeq, a predicted model, not a curated record